Messenger RNA from Fusarium subglutinans, 435 nucleotides. RefSeq lists its product as uncharacterized. The record is from RefSeq and is a predicted model, not a curated record. The coding region runs from base 1 to 435 and encodes 144 amino acids. The transcript has a single exon. Lineage: Eukaryota; Fungi; Ascomycota; Sordariomycetes; Hypocreales; Nectriaceae.
AUGCCUGAUAAACUUCUCGACAGGCGAAAGGAUGUCCCCACGUCCACGACACGCAGGGAGCCGGAGAAAGAAUUGGUGGAGAGGAUCCACAGAGCCAACUUCGAGAUAAACAAACUGGAGGUUGACAAGGAAUACGUCAAGAAGAGGAUCGACAAGCUACGUCAAGGCAAAGAUCAGCUGAAGGAAAUUAUCAGAAGAACUUGGGACAGAGAGGAGGAAAGCAAGCGGAAAGGACAGGAAGCUCAAAGACAGAAAUCGGCGAUACUGGCGAGGUCGUACAUACUCGAGCUCGAAAAGCACGAGAAAGAAAUUAAGGCGGUAGAGUAUAUGUUGGAAGACUUAGACAGAAGACAGAAUAAGUGGGAUCUUGAGCUGAAGAACCUCAGGGAUUUGGAAACGAAGGGCCGGAAUUCAGUAGCCAAGGUCCAGAAGUAA